Pteropus alecto (black flying fox) is the source of this 2399-nucleotide messenger RNA. It is a transcript of the gene PGS1, whose product is annotated as phosphatidylglycerophosphate synthase 1. The transcript is spliced from 11 exons. Gene Ontology annotation, biological process: cardiolipin biosynthetic process. The record is from RefSeq and is a predicted model, not a curated record. NCBI's taxonomy places the organism in Eukaryota, Metazoa, Chordata, Mammalia, Chiroptera, Pteropodidae. Gene Ontology annotation, cellular component: mitochondrion. Bases 1 to 1821 code for a protein of 606 amino acids. Gene Ontology annotation, molecular function: CDP-diacylglycerol-glycerol-3-phosphate 3-phosphatidyltransferase activity.
AUGAACAAUGCUGAGAUGGACAUUCCUCUUUCCCAGUUUCCGAGUCCCAGCCCACGUGGGUCUGCCAAGGAGCCACAUGUUACAGAUCAGAGCCACCCGUCCUGCCUCUCCAAUACUGCGUCGUUUUCCUUCUUAAAAUUAGCUGCAAAAAGUGUUCUUGCUGUAGGGAAGAGCUCCUGCGGCUUCUUCGGCCAUAGAGACAGCCCGGGUCGAUGCAGGAGUCUGCGUUCCCUGCACUUCACGUUGGUCGAGCUGCUCUGUGCCCCAGAGCUGCGGACCCCGGGGCUGACGAGGUCACCAUGGCUGCUGUUGGCUCCUUUGCUGUCCCCAGCUGUCCCCCAGGUCACCUCCCCUCCUUGCUGCCUGUGUCCAGAGAGCGUGCACAGGUUCCAGUGGAUCAGAAACCUGGUUCCAGAGUUUGGAGUCUCCAGCUCUCACGUCAGGGUGCUGUCUUCUCCCGCAGAGUUUUUUGAGCUCAUGAAGGGGCAGAUAAAAGUAGCCAAGAGGCGGGUCGUGAUGGCGUCCCUCUACCUGGGGACAGGUCCUUUGGAACAGGAGCUGGUGGAUUGCCUGGAAAGCACUCUGGAAAAGUCACUCCAAGCGAAGUUCCCUUCAGACCUUAAGGUGUCCAUUCUUUUGGACUUCACACGGGGAUCACGAGGUCGGAAGAACUCUCGCACGAUGCUGCUGCCACUCCUGCAGAGGUUCCCGGAACAGGUCCGGGUCUCCCUCUUCCACACCCCGGACCUCCGCGGCCUGCUCCGGCUCCUGGUCCCGGAGCGCCUCAAUGAGACCAUCGGCCUCCAGCACAUUAAAGUGUACCUCUUUGACAACAGUGUCAUCUUGAGCGGCGCCAACCUGAGUGACUCCUACUUCACCAACCGCCAGGACCGCUACGUGUUCUUGCAGGACUGUCCCGAGAUCGCGGACUUCUUCACGGAGCUGGUGGACGCCGUGGGGGACGUGUCCCUGCAGUUGCAGGGGGAUGACACGGUGCAGGUGGUGGAGGGUAUGGUGCAUCCUUACAAAGGUGACCGGGCUGCAUACUGCAAGGCAGCCAACGAGCGGGUCAUGGGUGUGGUCAGCUCGGCCCGGGCCCGCCAGCAAGCGCUGCAUGCCCAGACUUUCCACAGCGACUCCCUGUUGACCCAGGAAGACGCAGCAGCCGCUGGUGACCGGAGGCCAGCCCCCGACACCUGGAUUUACCCUCUGAUACAGAUGAAGCCCUUCGAGAUCCAGAUCGACGAGAUUGUCACCGAGACCCUGCUGACAGAGGCUGAGCGCGGCGCCAGGGUCUACCUUACCACCGGCUACUUCAACCUGACCCAGGCCUACAUGGACCUGGUCCUGGGCACGCGGGCUGAGUACCAGAUCCUGCUGGCCUCCCCGGAGGUGAACGGUUUCUUCGGGGCCAAGGGGGUGGCGGGCGCCAUCCCAGCGGCCUACGUGCACAUCGAGCGGCAGUUCUACAGUGAGGUCUGCAGCCUCGGGCAGCAGGAGCGGGUCCAGCUGCAGGAGUACUGGCGGAGGGGCUGGACAUUUCAUGCCAAAGGCCUCUGGCUGUACCUGGCCGGGAGCAGCCUGCCCUGUCUCACGUUGAUUGGCUCUCCUAAUUUUGGGUACAGGUCAGUCCACCGGGACCUGGAGGCCCAGAUCGCCAUCGUGACGGAAAACCGGGCCCUGCAGCAGCAGCUUCACCAGGAGCAGGAGCAGCUCUACCUGAGGUCAGGUGCCGUGUCCGCCGCCACCUUCGAGCAGCCGAGUCGGCAGGUGAAGCUGUGGGUGAAGCUGGUGACUCCGCUGAUUAAGAACUUCUUCUGAGGAUGACAGGGAUGGCCUUGACGAAGAUGACGGGCAUGGCUGGCGUCAGCUCCUUCAGCCGCGCUUCGGCGAUGACCCCGGUCUGGGUGUCCCAGCGAGCUCCUGCAGGGACAGUGCCGCAGUGAGGGCCGGCAUGGCCCGGAAGCGACAGGAGCCCGGCCUUGAUCCCCACCUCUGCAGAGACAGGUUGGUGCCCGAGUCCGCCGGCUCGGCUCCGCCCCCGGAGAGCUCAGGCCAGGUGCCGGGGCUGGACUGGCACAGGGAUGCUGACGAUGGACUCGCACACGGGGACCGGGCGGUAAUGAGGCGCUGCCGUGUGCCGCGGCCCGCCGGCUCCAUGUUGCAUUCGUGGGGUUUCAGCGCCAUCCGCCAGCCUUCCUAGCUCACUCCACUUUAUGACUCCACUAAGUAGCAGCAGGAGGCGGGGCCUGUGUGCACACGCGCAGUGUGACUCUGCGUCCUCACGCACGUGCGACUGCUGUCUGCUCUAACUGGGCUGCUCUUGUUUCUACUCAUCCUAUUUAAUGACGUUAAUGUUUCCUGUCUAAUUUCAAAAUAAACAUGGGGAUGGCUGCUGC